AUGCCCACCCCUAGUUGAACAGUUCAAGUUCGGUCACUCUCCGUUAACCUCCGUUAACUUUGACUGACGUGGCGGUCAACUGUGACAGUUGACCGUUAAAUGUGUGACGUGUCAAAUAAAAAAUAAUUAAAAAAUAAAAAUUAAAUACAUAGAAAUUACACAUCAUUAUAAAAGAAAAUUUGUCGGAUUCCGCCAUUGAUAAUCGGAUUCAUUAUCAAACUGCAUCUUCUUCCCUGGAUUGGAAAUAACGUCAAUGGAAUCCUCUGCUUCACUCUUCUCUGCCGCCAUGGAACCCCUCUCUCUAUAUAACUGGAAUCUCCCCAACCACCAUUUCUCCCCCAUCGAAUUCAAUUCGUAGAUUAUCCCUUUCCCCCAUUUUCUCAAUUUACCAAGAAGCCCUCUGUUUCCCCCUGAUUCCCUUCCCAAUCUAAUCCCUAUCAGUUUUCUACCCAGAUCCGCAAAAACUGCCACCGAUGGGAUCCGGCGGCGACCAAGAAUCCGGCGGAGUCGCAACGACGACGACGACAACGACGAAAUCCAAGCUACGCUACAACUCGCCUCUGGUCCAAGUGGUCCUCAUCGGACUGGUCUGCUUCUGCUGCCCGGGGAUGUUCAACGCCCUCUCCGGCAUGGGCGCCGGCGGCCAGGUCGACCCCACCGCCGCCAACAACGCGCUCUACACCACCUUCGCCGUCUUCGGCGGCGGAUUCUACAACAACCUCGGCCCGCGCCUCACCCUCGCCGCCGGCUGCAGCACCUACGUCCUCUACGCCGGAUCUUUCCUCUACUACAACCUGCGAAUUGUGGAGAGAGGAGGGGCGGCGUGUGUGGUGGCGGAUUGGAAGCAAGUUGCGGAUAGGCAUGGCGGCGGACGGAGGUGGCGGCUGGGGAGAGUGGAGAGGAGGAGGAAGGAAGAAGUCGAGAGAAUGGUGGGAGCAAUGGACAGAGAAAGGAGGUGGAAUUUGGGUAAAAACUCUUUAUAAUGAUGUGUAAUUUCUAAAAAUUUAUUUUUUAUUUUUUAUUUGCCACGUCACACAUUUAACGGUCAACUGUCAGAGUUGACCGCCACGUCAGUCAAAGUUAACGGAGGUUAACAGAGAGUGACCGAACUUGAACUGUUCAACUAAUUCGAGUGACUAUAAAUGGAAUAAAUUAAU
Messenger RNA from Linum trigynum, 1157 nucleotides. The record is from the annotation of a GenBank genome assembly. NCBI's taxonomy places the organism in Eukaryota, Viridiplantae, Streptophyta, Magnoliopsida, Malpighiales, Linaceae.